ACAGCCGGAGAGCUGGAUUAGUACCUGAUUGGAGCCCGUAGCGACGAGAUGGCAACCACGGAACGGAAUUACCUACUGCUGUCGCUGGUGGUCAGCGCAUUAUCCGGAGUGGUCCUACGAGCAGACGCGGCGGCCCAGAUCAGCUUCGGCACCUGCACCCCACAGCAGAGCGACGAGCGCGGCCAGUGCGUCCACAUCACCAACUGCCCCUAUCUGGCCGACCUGCUGAAGGUGGAGCCGAAGACUCCUGCCCAGAUCCUCCUGCUCUCCAAGAGCCAGUGCGGCCUGGACAACCGAGUCGAGGGCCUGGUCAACCGCAUCCUGGUCUGCUGUCCGCAGAGCAAGAGGGGCGACGUCGCGGACCCACAGCCCCCGGCUCCCAAGGGGGAUGACCAGCAGCCGGGCAAUGUGCUGCCCGGGAACGAUGUGUGCGGCUUCCUGUUCGCCGAUCGCAUAUUUGGUGGCACCAACACGAGCCUCUGGGAAUUCCCCUGGAUGGUGUUGCUGCAGUACAAGAAACUGUUUUCCGAAACCUAUUCCUUCAAUUGCGGCGGCGCCCUGAUCAACUCCCGCUACGUCCUGACCGCCGGACACUGCCUGGCCAGCCGUGACCUGGACCAGGCCGGCGUCGUGCUGCACAGCGUUCGCCUGGGAGAGUGGGACACCAAGACCGAUCCCGACUGCACCACCCAGAUGAACGGGCAGCGCAUCUGCGCGCCCAAGCACAUCGACAUCGAGGUGGAGAAGGGCAUCAUCCAUGAGCAGUUCGCCCCGGCCUCGGUGGACCAGAAGAACGAUAUAGCGCUGGUGCGCCUCAAGCGCAGCGUCAGCUACACCGACUAUGUGCGCCCCAUUUGCCUGCCCACCGGCGACAUGAUACGGAACAACUUCGUCGACUACGGCAUGGAUGUGGCCGGCUGGGGACUCACGGAGAACAUGCAGCCCAGCCCCACCAAGCUGAAGAUCACCGUCAACGUGUGGAACCUGACGCGCUGCCAGGAGCAGUACAACACCUUCUUCAAGGUGAAAAUGGACGACACCCAGCUGUGCGCCGGUGGCCAGGCGGGCAAGGACACCUGUGGCGGCGAUUCCGGCGGCCCGCUGAUGGUCUUCAUCAACUCCGGUGGCCGGGAUGUCUUCUACAUAGCUGGCGUUACCUCGUACGGUACAAAGCCCUGCGGCCUCAAGGGCUGGCCCGGCGUUUAUACCCGCACGGGGGCUUUCAUCGAUUGGAUAAAACAGAAAUUAGAGGCAUAAUAAAUAAAAUUGCUAAUUUA
Molecule: messenger RNA, 1277 nt
Organism: Drosophila biarmipes
Lineage: Eukaryota; Metazoa; Arthropoda; Insecta; Diptera; Drosophilidae
Product: spaetzle-processing enzyme
Exons: 4
Coding region: 49-1257 (402 amino acids)
Biological process (GO): proteolysis
Molecular function (GO): serine-type endopeptidase activity
Source: RefSeq, a predicted model, not a curated record